Molecule: messenger RNA, 1795 nt
Organism: Ceratotherium simum simum (southern white rhinoceros)
Lineage: Eukaryota; Metazoa; Chordata; Mammalia; Perissodactyla; Rhinocerotidae
Source: RefSeq, a predicted model, not a curated record
AGGGCUGCAGUCCACACUUUCCCUGUCAGUGUUCUGGGACCACUUGAGGAUGCUGCGGUGGCUUCUUGUCUUCUCUGCUCUGGGUCUCGGGGCCUGCGGUUCUCCCACCAUCGUCUCCCGCAAGGAGUGGGGGGCGAGAUCACAGACCUGCAGGGCCCAGCUGACCCUGCCUGUGGCCUACAUCAUCACGGACCAGCUCAUGGGGAUAGAAUGCCAGGAGCUGAACGUCUGCAGCCAGGAACUGCGGGGCCUACAGUCCCAUUCUGUCUAUACCAAAGGCUGGUGUGAUGUGGCCUACAACUUCCUGGUUGGGAACGACGGCAGGGUGUAUGAAGGUGUCGGCUGGAACAUCCAAGGCAUGCACACCCAGGGCUACAACAACAUCUCCCUGGGCCUCGCCUUCUUUGGCAAUAAGAUCGGCAGCAGUCCCAGCCUUGCUGCCUUAUCAGCUGCAGAGGGCCUGAUCUCCUAUGCCAUCCAGAAGGGUUACCUGUCACCCAGGUAUAUUCAGCCACUUCUCUUGAAAGAAGAGAGCUGCCUGGCCCCUCAACAGCCAGUGAUGCCCAGGAAAGCUUGCCCCAACAUCAUCACGCGGUCAGCUUGGGAAGCCAGAGAGUCACAUUGCCCCAAAAUGAACCUCCCAGCCAAAUAUGUCAUCAUCAUCCACACUGCAGGCACAACCUGCAACGUAUCCAUGGACUGCCAGGUUCGAGUCCGAGACAUACAAUCCUUCCACAUGGACACACGGAACUUCUGUGACAUCGGGUAUCACUUCCUGGUGGGCCAGGAUGGUGGUGUGUAUGAAGGAGUUGGCUGGCAUAUCCAAGGCUCUCACACCUACGGAUACAAUGAUAUUGCCCUUGGAAUUGCCUUCAUAGGCAACUUCAUAGAAAAGCCACCAAAUGCUGCAGCGCUGGAGGCAGCCCAGAACCUGAUCCAGUGUGCCGUGGUCAAGGGUUACCUGAGUCUCAACUACUUGCUUGUGGGGCACCGUGAUGUUAUCAAUACUCUGUCUCCUGGGAAGGCUUUGUACAACAUCAUUAAGACAUGGCCUCAUUUCAAACACUGAGGAAUCCCCCGCUCAUUCUGAGGUUGCUCCCCCUGCCUCCUGGUGCUGGGCCUCCCCUGCCCUCACUCUCCAUCCUGGCUGAACACCUCGCAUCCCCUCCCUGCCAGCCCCAACAUGUCCCUUCUGUCUUGGGUUAGUAUGAUCCUCUCCUGCUGGCAUCCUUCAGCAUCUCCCAAACCCCAUAUCUGGGCAUUCCCAGCCCUCUGAAUCUGGGCCCAGCCUUCCUCUCGCCUCAUCUUCCUCUUCCCUGGGCACCUACCUCCUCAGCCAGGUGAGACGCCAGGCUGGUCCCUGUUUGACUUCUCGUUCCCUUUGCACACGCCCCUCUGCCUGGUGUGCCUUCCCCUGCUGUCUGCCUGGCAGACCCCAACUUCAUCCAUCAGCCAGGUGAAUGCCCAGCCCCUCCUCUCCGCUCACACUCACUUGUCAUAUUUGGAUGCAGCCCUGAGUUUAGGGCUCAGUUGUUUAUGGACGUGUCUGUUCUCUCCACUGGAUUGUGAGGUUGUCCAGUUUUAUUCGUCUCUGUGUCCUCAGUUCCUCAGCAGUGUCUGGAAGCCAGUAGGUGCUAUAGAUGUUUGUUGAAGAAAUGGAUGAAUAAAUGAAUGAGUGGAUCAAGUCCCUGCUCCCCUUGCCAGUUUGGUCCGUCAUCUCUUCUCCGGAGAUGCCUUCCUGGACAGUCCCUCAUCCCUCCAGCAUUCUCUUUGUUCCUGAUCCCUCCCAGUCUGG